Sarcophilus harrisii (Tasmanian devil) is the source of this 957-nucleotide messenger RNA. Its product is annotated as olfactory receptor 56A4-like. The transcript is spliced from 2 exons. Gene Ontology annotation, cellular component: membrane. Gene Ontology annotation, biological process: G protein-coupled receptor signaling pathway. Bases 13 to 957 code for a protein of 314 amino acids. Gene Ontology annotation, molecular function: G protein-coupled receptor activity; olfactory receptor activity. NCBI's taxonomy places the organism in Eukaryota, Metazoa, Chordata, Mammalia, Dasyuromorphia, Dasyuridae. The record is from RefSeq and is a predicted model, not a curated record.
CUCUCACCAGCCAUGAUCUUGUCGAUUAACAGCUCUUCAACCCAUGUGACUGAGUUUUUGAUGAUCUGCUUCCCAGGGAUGCAGAACAUACAGCACUGGCUGUCAAUACCAUUGACACCUCUACUAGUGCUGGCGCUUGGGGCCAAUGUGGUCCUGUUGCUGACCAUCCAGCGAGAAGCUUCUCUACAUGAGCCUAUGUAUUACUUAAUGGCCAUCCUUUCCAUCUUGGAUAUCAUCAUUUGUCUAACUGUAAUCCCUAAGGUCUUGCUCAUCUUCUGGUUCAACAUGAAGUCCAUUAGCUUCACAGGCUGCUUUCUACAGAUGUUUGUCAUGAAUACCUUCCUGCCCAUGGAAUCAUCCACCUUUCUCAUCAUGGCUUAUGAUCGCUAUAUUGCUAUCUGUCAUCCUCUACACUACCCAUCUAUCAUAACUGAGCAGUUUGUAGUCAAGGCUGCCAUAUUCAUUAUCUUCCGCAACCUAUUUGUCAUGUUACCCACCCCAAUAUUGGCUGCUCGGCUGGAUUACUGUGCAGGAAAUGUAAUAGAAAACUGCAUCUGUGCCAAUAUCUCUGUGGCUCGACUCUCCUGUGGGGAUAUCCAUCUUAACAAACUCUACCAGUUUGUGAGUAUCUGGUGCCUGAUGGGAUCUGACAUGGUACUGAUUUUGCUUUCUUAUUGUUUCAUAUUGAGGACUGUGUUGAAACUACAAUCUGAAGGAGCAGCCACAAAGGCUCUGAGUACUUGUGGUUCCCAUCUGAUUCUCAUCCUAUUCUUAUAUACAAUUUUACUUGUCUUCAUCUUUACUAAUAAAGCUGGCAAGAAGGUGCCUGCUGAAGUGCCCAUCCUUCUCAAUGUUCUGCAUCACCUUAUCCCACCAGCUCUCAAUCCCAUUGUCUAUGGAGUUCGCACUCAGGAAAUCAAGCAUGGCAUCUUGAAAUUGUUGAAGUAUCAAAAAUGA